Messenger RNA from Solea solea (common sole), 2973 nucleotides. RefSeq names its product transmembrane protein 151B. Lineage: Eukaryota; Metazoa; Chordata; Actinopteri; Pleuronectiformes; Soleidae. The transcript is spliced from 2 exons. The coding region runs from base 590 to 2350 and encodes 586 amino acids. The record is from RefSeq and is a predicted model, not a curated record.
GAACCGGCUCGUUCGCACACGAAACAUCACUAGUCCGACCUGGCACGAAUCGGACGACACACUUUAGAUCCGGAUCAGAGAAUCGCGGUUUGCCAUGUUGUGACGUGUACUUUAGGGGUUUGCGUAUCUUAAAGAUAACGUCAUUCUUCGCUCUACUCGACAUCCGGAUGAACACACACACACUGCAGUGCUGUUUGAUUAUGUAAAGUUUCAUUCCGUCAUUUUAUUUCCCCCUGCUGCAGACCACUGUGGCCUGUGACCGGAGCCUUUGCUGACUGCAUCAUGGUCAACCUCUGCUGUCUCUGCUGCGGUGAAAUCCCUCAACCCCGCCCUCGUCCGUCCGGUCAGUCUGCAGGACCGCCGCGGGAUCCCCGCUCCUCUGCGCAGCAGCAGCAGCAGCAGCCUGUUGGCUCCGGCCCAGACACUGUGGCGCUGCAGGGGGCGAGACAGCGGGGAGCAACCGGGGAGACCUCGAGAACUGAGCAUGUGAAUAAAAAAGGAGUGAGUUUAUAACCUAUCAUCUCCCCACUCUUUGUCACGGACAUGAGAGAAGUGCAGCAGCAGCGGCAGCAGCAGCAGCAGCAGCAGCAUGCUCUCCUCCGACCAGGACUCUGCGGAGGACACGACAGCCAGCGCUCCCAGUGAUGCUGAGGGAGAAGAGGAGCAGCAGGAGCAGGUGCAGGAGCAUCAGGACUCACCGGCUCAGAGGAGUGAUGUCGUGGAGGAGCAGUGUCCAGUGCAGCAGUCCCUGGGUGCUUGUGUCUGCCGGGAGUCCCACUGGCGCUGCCUGCUCCUCUCGCUGCUCAUGUACAGCUGCAUGGGUGCCGUGGCCUGGUGCCAGCUCACUCGGGUCACCAAGAUCAGCUUCAACUCCGCCCUCACCUCCUCCUUCACCGCCUCCUUCACCUCCUCGCUGCGCGGGGGGUCCGGCAUGGGCGUCGCGGGACACUCGAUGAUCUACCACGACAGCCCCUGCUCCGACGGUUACAUCUACAUACCUCUGGCCUUCCUGCUCCUGCUCUACGCUCUGUACAUGGCGGAGUGCUGGCACUGCAGAGCCCGGAGCGAGCUGCAGUUCAAGGCCAACGUGGACGGCGUGUACGAGCGCGUGCUGCGGAUGCAACAAGCCCAGCCCUGCAUAUGGUGGAAGGCCAUCAGCUACCAUUUCGUCCGACGCACUCGCCAGGUCACCCGGUACCGCAAUGGGGACGCCUACACCACCACGCAGGUGUACCACGAGAGGGUGAACACGCACGUGGCGGAGGGAGAGUUCGAUUACAACCACUGUGGCAUGAAAGACGUGUCACGCGACCUGAGGGGCUUGGAGGGACAUCCGGCGACUCGCCUGCGCUUCACCAAGUGUUUCAGCUUCACCGAGGCGGGUCCGGAAAACGACUACCUCAACCAGAGGGCCAGGUUCUUCUCCGAAAUCGAGGGCUUGGACGAUUACAUGGAGGCCAGGGAGGGGAUGCAGCUGAAGAAUGUGGACUUCAGAGAAAACCUGAUCGCCUUUGUAGACCCAGAUAGAAUGCCUUGGUAUAAUUCCCAGGUUGCUUUCUGGCUUGCAGCAUUCUUCAUGCUGUCGUGGCCUCUGAGAGUACUCAUCGAGUACCGCACUGCUUAUGUGCACUACCGCAUAGAGAAACUAUUUGGGUUAGAGUACAGUCAAAGUAGCCCGUCUCCUCUGGAUGAAGUGGGGGCUAAUACUGGCUGUGCUAUUCCGAGAGUAGACACCUUGGACAGCACUGAAAUGGAGUGGCACAUACGCUGCAACCGCCAGGUGAUUCCCAGCUACUCGGAGGCCGUGCUGAUAAACUCGGCCUCGCUACAUGACACUGAAUGCACCACGUCCUCAAACUGCUUCCUGUUGGACAGCGUCCAGGCCGCUCAGAGUUACGGCGCUCUCCAAAGGCAGGAUCAGUGCGAGCAGUGCAGCGAGCUGACCGGUCAAGGGGACGGCGGCGGCGGCGACGGCAGUGGCAGGAGGAGGACGGUCACGAGCUCCAGCUGCUCCUCCAUCUUCUCCUGCCGCGGAGCGCUGUUCCAGUCCCACCUCUCCUCGGACACGUCUCGCCUGUCCCUGUGCCGCAUGUACGGGUCCCACCGCACCGUGGCCCUGUGGAGGAGCCGCAGCAGCAACCUGACGGACCCCUGCUGCGUGGAGGAGCAGUGCUGCAGGUCCGAGUCCAGCCAGCUGGCCCUCAGCGACAGUCCGCCCACCUACAGGGACGCUCGCUUCUUCCCGGUCCUCAUUGUGCAUCAGCCCGAGGGCUGUGGCAGCGAGGACGGGAGGGAAGUGAGGCGUUAUUAUAUACGGAGAGACUCGUCCUGUGUGGACACGUCUCUGUGAAGGACCAAUAGAUACAGUACGUAAUCAUUGGACGGAUGACGCCAGUGAUCAUAAGUGGAGAAAAUUGUCUAUUUUAAAACAAUCCCACUGUAAAGAAGCAGCUGCAGGAUGUCACCUAUGCACCGAGAUGUUCUCGUUGUCUUGUAGCAGCAACAGUGUGUCAUCGACUGUGUGUGUGUGUCAACAUCCCUUUGAUACAUGGCACUGCAUGAUCUGAUUAUUCCCCACGUUUAAUCACAGAUUUAAGUUGUCAGAAAUCAGGGUGAGAGGAAACUUGGCAAAUUCUCAUGUGCGUGUUUAGUUUAUUUGGGGCUUUGAUGGAUGAUUUUUUGCAUGUGACAAAAUCUCUUUUUGUUGGUCUAUCGACAAACGGCAAGAAGAAACCAAAGACAUUAGUUUUCUCCUCUUUGUUAUCAUUUUAUGUGGCGUAGACGACAUGAAGUGAAUGUUUUAAGUGCAGGAAAUAAAGGUGGUUCCAAAGAUCGUUGCAUUUAAGUACCUGUUAUCCGUUUUAAUGUUUUUUUUGUAAAUGAAGGUUAGAGUUAUUGUCACUGAAGAGGAUACGUGAUCUUAUCUGACACAAAGCUGAAAUGUUUUUACCAGUAAACCAUUGUCAAACUCUA